CAGGCUGUGAAGGGGCGGGUUCAUGGGAAGCGAUGAUGGGACGGUUCAACUGGAUGGGUUCAGAAGCUGCUAUCCCUCCCUUCUUUUCUAGUACCCUAGGAAACUACUCAGAACCUGGAACUUCCCAUUGGCUUAGAUACACGUAUUGCUCUCCUGCUCCGGCCUCAUAUGUUGUAGGGAGGUGGGAUUGAGUAAGUGUCUUUCCGACCAUUUCCUUAGUUUUUCCUAUUUGAGGCCAAAACUUAAAAGGCAUUCUGGGAUCCUCUCUUAGCUUUUCUUUCCCUACAUCCAGUUCUUUUAUCACGGCCUUGCCCAGUCCAUCUCCAAAACAUAUCAGUCAUUUUCUACCUCUUCCACCUCUGUUUUAGGCCUAGUUCAGACUACAGUCAUAUGUCUUCUGGACUUCUGCAAGACUUAAAAAUUGGUCUGUUUUCACUCCUUGAUCCCCUAACAUUCUUUUCUCCACACUGCAGCUGAAACGGUCUUACAACAAAUCAGAUGGUAUCACUCCCCUCUUUCACACUCCUCCCCACGCUACCCCCAUAAGUUUCAUUAGGGUAGAGACCUUGACUGUUUUGUUAUCUUAUCCCUGGUAACUAGAACUGUGCUUUGGAUAUAGUUGAUCAACAAUUAUUUAUGGAAUAAAUGAGUUCAUGGGGAAUAAUUCUGUUGUGAGAAUCCUUAGUUUGGUCACCAGUUUGACUUUUGAACUGUGCAGUUUUAACUUAGCACUCACAAAGUGGUGAGCAUAAAAUAUUAAAAGCAAAAUCAAGGAGGGUGGAGAAAUAUAGGAGUGAGUGGAGAAAGUGAGAUUGAAUGUAUAAGAUGGAAUAGUUUUGGACUUAUUGUGUGAUGGAGCCAUUUUAAGAGAGCUUGCUAUGUUGCUUGUGUUCUUUUUUUCCACAAUAAGUCAAGUUCAACUGGUAAAUGUUACCUUGGAGAGUUGUUUCUCCCUAUUCCUAUUUAGGUCAAGGGCUUUCUGUGCAAGUUAACCUAUAGACUUUGUUGCCAGGAUUGUUGUCAGGUAUUUUGUGUGUAUGCUGCUUGUGUGAUAGUUAUCGUGUACUGAAUGUUUGGGAAUACAAGGCAGAUAUGGUUCCUGUCUUUGUGGAGUAAAAAGGGAUGGUUUGCCUGUUUAAUGGUAACUUCACACUUGUUUCUGUAUAGAACAUGUGCAAUAAUGUCACCUCAAAAGAGAGUUAAGGACUCUAAGGCACAAAAGAGGACUUCACAAGAUAGUGAUAGUUAUAAGACUAAUCUCUUGGCCUUGAAAGAAGAGGACCUAAAUGACUCAAAGUGCAGCUUAAAACAUGGACAAAACGAUCCAGUGAAAGAUUAUGGACAUGCUGAUGAUGAAGCAGAAGAUGCUCUGAAAAGAGCAGUGAGAUACUUUGAGAAAGGUCCUGUUGAAACUUCACGGAGUAGAGAUAAAACCUUGGAAAAACACUUGAAAACUGUGGAAAAUGUGGCUUGGAAGAGUGGCUUAGCUCCAGAAGGAAUUGACAUUCUACUAAAUGUGGCACUUAGUGGCAAAUUUGGAAAUGUUGUAAACACUCGGAUAUUGAAGUGCAUGAUUCCAACAACUCUAAUAUCAGAAGAUUCUGUGGUUAAGGCGGUCUCCUGGCUUUGUGUUGGCAAGUGUUCUGGUAGCACCAAGGUACUUUUUUAUCGUUGGCUGGUUGCUAUGUUUGACUUCAUUGAUCACAAGGAGCAAAUUAACUUACUCUAUGGCUUCUUUUUUGCCUCAUUGGAAGAUGAUGCACUGUGCCCUUAUGUGUGCCAUUUGCUAUAUUUACUUACCAGAAAAGAGAAUGUCAAACCAUUUCGUGUGAGAAAACUGCUUGGUCUUCAGGCCAAAAUGGGAAUGCAGCCUCACCUCCAGGCUUUGUUAUCGCUGUAUAAGUUCUUUGCUCCUACUUUGAUUUCUGUAUCUUUGCCUGCAAGGAAAAAGAUUUAUUUUAGGAAUUCAGAGAAUCUGUGGGAGACAGCUCUACUUGCUGUGAGGCAAAGGAUUCAGGGACCCCCUCCUGAACCUGUAAAAUUAAUGUUAGGUCCAGCUAAUGUCCAUCCUGUAAAAAGAAAAUGGAAUUCUUACUCAGUUAUACCCAUGCUGAAUUCUAGUAGCUGCAGUAAAGAAUGUGGGAAAAAAGGGAUGGCUCUUUCUGAUUAUCUCCGUAGUAAUGGAUCCUUUCCACUAGAACAGCUUAAAAGCUUCCCUCAACUCUUAAAGAACAUCCAUUGCUUAGAGCUGCCUUCUCAGAUGGGUGCAGUGUUGAACAACUCUCUGCUGCUUCACUAUAUUAACGUUGUCAAAGACGAGUCCAUCUUACUGAGACUCUAUCACUGGUUGAGUCAAACAUUACAGGAAGAGUGUAUUUGGUACAAGGUGAAUGAUUAUGAACAUGGAAAAGAAUUUGCCAACUUACUGGACACUAUCAUCAGGGCAGAGUACUUCUUACAAGAGGGGUUCUAUUCCUGUGAAACAUUCCUGUAUAAGAGCCUUCCUCUCUGGGAUGGCCUCUGUUGUCGAUCACAGUUCCUUCAGCUUGUGAGCUGGAUUCCUUUUAGUAGCUUCUCUGAGGUGAAACCACUUCUUUUUGACCAUCUAGCACAGCUCUUCUUUAUAUCAACCAUUUAUUUCAAGUGUAGUGUUCUCCAGAGUCUGAAAGAACUACUGCAGAAUUGGCUGUUGUGGCUUUCUACAGACAUCCACAUGAAACCUGUGAUGGACAGUCCUCUGGAUACCACUUUAGGUGGAUCCGUGAACACUGUGUCUGAACUGAUUGACUACAUAGGGUGGCUGUCCACUACUGCAAUGCGCUUGGAAAGCAACAAUACUUUCUUACUGCACUUUAUUUUGGAUUUCUAUGAGAAGGUAUGUGACAUAUAUAUAAAUUAUAACCUUCCACUAGUGGUAUUGUUUCCUCCGGGGAUCUUCUAUCCUGCUCUCCUCAGCCUAGAUUCCAGUAUCCUGAACCAGCUGUGUUAUAUCAUGGACAGGUAUCGUAAAAAUUUGACUGCUGCAAAGAAAAAUGAGUUGGUACAAAAGACAAAAUCAGAGUUCAAUUUCAGCACCAAGACCUAUAAAGAAUUUAAUCACUAUUUGACAGUGAUGGUUGGUUGCCUGUGGACAUCCAAACCUUUCCAGAAAGGAUUGUACAUUGACCAUGAAGUCAUAGAAAAAGCUGGAGUAGCAGAUUAUAAAAGCAGUUUAAAUUUAGUUCAUCACCCAGCUCUAUUGAGUUAUACAGUUUCCUUUCUGCUCCAGGAAUGGCCAGAAGAAAGGAGAGUAAACAUGAGCUCUGUUCGGGGAAAGAAAUGGAACUGGUAUUUGGACUAUUUAUUUUCAGAGGGGUUACAAGGCUUGAAACUUUUCAUAAGGAGUAGUAUUCAUCGUUCUUCUACCCCCCUGACCAGAGAGCAUAAACCACAUCAUCAACAUUAAAUGAGUUUUGACUGAAACAAACUGACCAUACCGGACUAAAUUCUUUUCCUUGUUGCUAGAGAGGCCAAGUGGCUCAACUUGAGUUGCCAUAAUCUGUUCACCAACAGACUGCCAUCCUCGGAGCACUUGGACUGGCCUUCUGUGCAUGGCUCAGGAGAGCCUCAGUGUGGCUAAAUUUAUUUUUCAAGAUCUAGAUUCUUUAGCCCACUAGUGAAAACUGACUUCACCAUCAGUCUCAGCCUUCCACCAGAUUAUACAUAAAGAGAUUCAUCUAUUAGAUGGUGGAAUUUUUCACAUUCUCGUGGACUCUAAGUUGCAUCAGUGGAAGAGAGCAGAUAACAUAUAGUGGCAGUUAAGCCACAGACAUACUCAUGCAAAAAGCCCUGCUGCUUCUGAAACCUCUGGGGAUAUUGCCAUUUUCCUUAUUGUGAACAACAAUGUCAGCAUCAAGUUAACAGGAUACAUUUCUAAUGCUUAAAGCCAGCUCUAGCUAAUUGGUAGCUUCCUGGGCCUUCACUGGUAGCAAUUUGAUGAGAGAAGGAAGGGGAGAGGAUUGUGGGAUAAUCUAAAAUGUUCCCAUUUAUUCCACUUUGAUUUCAUAAAACUGUACUAUUUUGUGUAUGUGUAUAUAUGUAUAUGUUACAUGUCCCAUUUUUACAUGUUCAGGCUCAUUUAAAUAAACCGAGACUUUAUUUUGGGGGAUCAUUCUGAAGCUUUUAAAAAAAUUUUAUCAUAGCUAGGAUAUUUUGCUGAAAAUUCAAAUUCACUGCUACUGAGUAACUCUUCUCCUUUUAAUAAAAUUCAUGUCAUUUGAGAGAAAUUAAGCUGAGUUUACUUUUGGUUUUAAGGGCACAUUCUUGUGGCUUUUGUUUUUCCUCUAAAGCAAAAUAAAACUAUAUUAUUGGGUAGUGCUCAGACUCGAAUCCCAUUCAUUCAUUUUUGGGGUUCAGUACAUAUUUAUCUAGUUUACUAUGUGGCAGAUAUUCUUUUGUGUGCUGGUUGUAUAGCUGUGACCAAUACAAAGUACUGCUUUUGUGAAAUUUACUACGUCCUUUUGGAGAAGGCAGACAAUAAAAAUGUAAGCAGAAAUAUAACAUGAGGUGCUAUAAAGAAGAAACAAGGAAUAGGGAGAGAAUAUUUAGAGGGUUGCUACUUUAGAUAAGGUGGUUAGGGACUAAGGCCUAUUGGAGGAGGUGACUUAUGCAGAAGCCCUAAUGAAAUAAGUAUAUGGGCCAUGUGAAUAUUUGGGGGAAGAGCAUUCUGGGCAGAGUCAAAGGCAAGUUGUGAAGGGCUUAAAAAUGUUAACUUAGUUGGCAUACUUUUGAGAGCUAGCAGAGAGACCAGUCAGGUUACAACAUAGUAAUUAAAGGAGAAGAAUGGUAAGGAAUGACAUAGGAAAGAAACCAUCGAGUAGUUCAUAAAGGCCCUAAUAAUGUGGUAUACAAUAAGAAGUCAUUAGAAGGAUUGAGAGCAGAGUGAUAUACUUUGGCUUACCUGUAUGGGAGCUGUUGUUUGAAGGUUAGUUAGACUGAAGAGAAUUAAGGGUUAAAGCAGAGAGACCGGUUAAGUUAUUAGAGUUCCAGUAAAGAGUCUUAGACUAGUAUGGUAGAUGAUGGGGAGAUGGUUAGGUAUUGGAUUUAGGCUCUACUUUAAAGGUAGAGAAGAUAGGAUCUGCUGUUAGCUUGGAUAUGAGAGGGAAAGAGAGAAGAAAAGGGUGACUCUUAGGUUUUUGACUGAGCAACUGGGGGAAUUCUGGGUUGCAAAGAUGUGGGAUACUGGAGGAGGAACAGAUUUGGAGGAGUGUUCAAUCAAAAGUUCUGUUUUGGCCAUGUUAGGUUGAAGAUGGAGUAGGCAGUUGGAUAUCCCAAGUCUAGAAUUCAGGGUACAAGUUAGGACUGGCAGACUUAAUUUCGGUGUCAUUAGUGAAUAGACAUGACAUCAUAUAAGAUCAUUUAGUGCAGCUAGAAAAGAGCAGAUAAAGACAUCAUAGGACUGAGCCCUAUGGUAUAUGCCAACAUUAAAAAGUAGAAGAGAAAAGGAGGAACCAGCAAAUGACUGAGAAAGACCCACUGGUGGCUAAAAGAAAAGUCAGGAGACUGGAAGCCAAGUGAAAAAAGUGUGUCAAACAAGAAGGAGUAUUUAUUGGUGUGGAAUAUUGCCUAUAUACCCAGGUAAAAAAGUUUUAGCCACUUUGAAGUAAAUGUGAUAGCGUCCCCAAUAGAUACCCUUUCUCAUUUAGAGUGUUCUCUUUGUUUUUAAGGUUGUGUUCUAAAUAACUUUCCAUAUUGUUACUCAGGACAUGAUAUUUUUGUCUUUAAGGUCAUAUGGAACUUCAAUUGUGAGAAGGGAUUUGAUUAUUUUUCCUAAAAUUUAACCCCUAACAGUCUUCCAGUCAUGGAAGAAAUUUCUAAACCUAAGUUUUUGACCCAGGAAAAAAACUAUUUUCCUUUAUGUUUGUCUUUUUGUUCAGUAAGGAUUCCCUGGGGAUCUUUUUAGUCCAUAUUAUUCUCUUGAUCAAUUUUUUUAACCCACUUAAGAUUAUAUAAAUGGAUGUGCAAAUAAGCCAAAUCUAGUUAUUUAAAAACUCUUUUUUGAAGAAUGUUCAUGACAAAAAUAAGAUUUAAAUAAGAAUAUUUUGCUUUAGUGCAAAAGUUGUCUAGAAGAGAAAAAUAGAAAAUUUGGUUUAUUAUCCCAAUUGUACAAAAAUAACUAAUUUUCUUUACCUAGUAUUUAUGUAACAUUGUUGAUGUUAUAAAUAUUGACUUAAUAAUGUUCAAUACUAAAUUUCUGUUAGAUUUCUAACAUUUUAUUUUUCUUUUUAUCAUAAUUUCUUCCUCUUGGUCUUGAGGAUGACCUGGAAAGAAAAGUUUAGAUAAGUCUAUGGUAUCUCACAUAAUUUCUGUUAACAUAGCAGACAUUCUCUCUAAAUCA
Molecule: messenger RNA, 6376 nt
Organism: Panthera uncia (snow leopard)
Lineage: Eukaryota; Metazoa; Chordata; Mammalia; Carnivora; Felidae
Gene: CENPI
Product: centromere protein I
Exons: 20
Coding region: 1070-3445 (791 amino acids)
Cellular component (GO): kinetochore
Source: RefSeq, a predicted model, not a curated record